Molecule: messenger RNA, 11756 nt
Organism: Brassica rapa (field mustard)
Lineage: Eukaryota; Viridiplantae; Streptophyta; Magnoliopsida; Brassicales; Brassicaceae
Product: cytochrome P450 81F3
Molecular function (GO): heme binding; oxidoreductase activity, acting on paired donors, with incorporation or reduction of molecular oxygen; monooxygenase activity
Source: RefSeq, a predicted model, not a curated record
UUUUUAAUUUAUACUAUCUAUAAAUCCAAUGUAUCAUCUAUUAUUUUAUUUUUUUGAGAAAAUGUAUCAUCUAUUGUUUAAAUCCAAUUACUGAUAGCCCAAUAUAAAUUUCUGGUAGGCCUAAAAUUUAAAUGAUAAGAUUAGACAUUAAAUAUAAUAUGAUUUUCUAGGAAUAUGUUCAUUAGGUCCAUUUUAAAAAAAAAAUCACACAUGAAUCAAAGUUGUGACUUCUGUUUUAAUAUAUAAGAUUUACAACUAUUUUUAUAAAAGUCUGUGCGGAUCUGAAAUCCACCCUGAAAAUUAUAGUACUUGUGAUGUACCUUUUUUUUAACGGAUAUUGAUUUUAUUAUUAAUUUGCUCAGAAAAAUUACAAAUAUUUAAAUUUUUAGAUUAAAUGAAAUGAAUAGCGAAUCAAAUUAAAAUUUACAGAUAAAAUGUUCACCCAAGGAUAAAUCUACUAUUACUUGGCAGUACACUAAGCGCAUUUAUCCAACCGUAACAAUGUUUUUGUUUACACAAAUAUAUCAAAGAUCCAAAUACAGUAGAUAUUCUAUAGAUUGCUACUCGAAAAAUUAAUAAACACAGUAAAUUGAAAAAAAUUCUGAUCUUAAAUUGAUCUGGUUCAAAAUAUGACACAAAUCGAUUAAAUAAUAAAAUAAGAAUUUUAAGAAAAAUUAUAUAAAUUUAUAAUCCCAUUAUAAUCAUAAAUUAAUAAUUUAUAUGGAUAUAUAAUUUAAACAAAGCAUUGGAUUAUUUGUUUUAAAUUUAUAAUAACAUUACUUUUAUAUUAUCUUAAUAUUUCAAUAUAUUUUGAUGAUAUUUACUAAAAUUAUAUCUAAAACCAGAUUUAAAUUCUAGUCAACAUAUUUUAUAUACAUCAAAUCAUAUAAUCAAGCCAUAUGAAAGUCACAUUUGAAAAUUUUAAUUAAUACAUACGGUUAAAUCAAAUAUUUUUAUUAUUUUAGAAAAAUUAUAUUUUAAAUAAAAAAUCUAGAAAUAUUUUUUUUAUAACUUAAUAAUUCUAUAAAUUAAUAAAAUAUUAUAGUUCCAACAUUAUUAAUUUAUAGAAUUUUUAUUGUAUAUGAUGCAAUCACAAAAAAAAAUGUGAAUUAUGGAUAUCGAUGAAUGUGUGUUUCGGUAAACAAAAAUUCCACAACCUUAUCAUUAGGCCAUAACUAAAGUUUAUAUAGUCCGAAAUUCCGAAUAGAUUCUUCUUACAGCUAAAGAAAUUAACAAUGGACAAAUAUGUCACAUUUACGUAUCUAAAACAUAUCUCAACUACAGACAAUAUCGAAUAUAUCAAUUUGAUAUUUGUAUUUAUAAUUUUGGUGAUGGAGAUCAAUAUUAUUUUAUAACUACUAUAGUCAACACUAAUUUUAUAUUGUUAUUAAUGGAUACAAAUGUGAUAACCCAAAUCUUUUUCAAAUCAAAAUAUCUUUCACCGGCGGGAUAAUGAUAAGAUCAUGGGGAUUUUCUGAUUAAUUCAAUAUUAAAUUGUUUGGAGUUAUGGGCACUUGUAUAAUAACAUCAUGGUCACUUGUAUAAUAUCAUCUCAUUGAGUAUAUUCCAAACAUCCUAAUAACACGACCAUGUUAAUAUUAAUGAGUUAGUUUAGAAAUCAGGAAAGAAUAGAGAAGUAACUAGACAACCAGCAGAUCUUAGUAAUGAUAGUGGAAACCAAUAAAAAGGCCAUCCGCAAGAAAAAUGGGGGAAUAUGUAGCUUGUUAAUUUUCAAUAUACAAAAAAUAAUCAUUUGGUAUUAUACACGUCAAAACUGUAUCUAAAAAUUUUAAUCUUCAAAGUUAACAUAUAUGUAUAGAGCCGUUAGACGUACACAUUGUUUAAAAUAUUUGGUUUGUUUGAUUUUACACAAACAAAACCCUUUUGUUAUAUACAUAAACCAAACUACUAUUGUCGGUUGUCAAAUCGUCUAUGUAAUCUUCCUAUAUCAUAAUUGUAAGAUCAUAAUAAAUCAGUGUUAAAAAAAAACCAAACUACUAUUUUCUGGACAUGUACGUAGCUCUUGAAAUAUAUAUAAACAAGGUUAAAAGCCGUACUUUCGUGGAAUGAACAUUCAAUAUACAAAUUUUUUUACUUACACUGUUAUUUAUUUUGCAUUUUCACAUAUCAUAAAAUAUAUAAAAUAAUAAAUAUAUAUUAAAUAAUUGAGAGAUAAGUAACUAUUAUAUAUAAUUAAAUAGGCACAUACACAUUAAUCAAAAUAAACCUUUUUUAAUGAUAAAUAAACCAAAAAAAACAUAUUUACUUAUUUUAUAUGCUAUAUAGUUAAAUUUAAAUGAUAUUAAUAUACAUAUAUAGUAUACUUUUAAUAUGGUUAUAUAUUAAAUAAGACUAUGAUUUUAUGAUCAUUUGUAUUUUUAUAACAAAAAAGUGUAUAUUGCUGAAAACAAAAUUUUAAUGUGGACUUUUAAAAUUUUAUAAUUGUAUUUAAAAAUUCAAUGCAAAUUGCAGAAGCAAAAUAUUAAGUUCCAAUACUUGUUCAAUGAAACUUUAAGAACUAAAAUAUUUAUUUUUAUAUGGUAUAUAAUUUAACUUAAACAAUGUUAAUAUAUAUAUAUAUACUUUUAAUAUGAAUAUUUAUUAAAUGGGAAUUCUGUUCAUAUAGUUUUAUUAUCAUUUGUAUCUUGUUAUAACAAAAAUUUAAACUAUUGAUUACAAAUUUUUAAAUGUGAAAUUUUUAACAAUUUUAGUAAUUUAAAGUCGCUUUUUAAAUUCAAAAUAUAACAUAUUGAAUAAAACUAAUUUUUUUGAUAUGGUGAAUAUGGUUGUUUAAUUUAUUUUAAUAAUAUAAAAUUAAUAAAAAUGAUGAAAGAUAUAAAAGUUGCUACCAAAUUUUUAUUACUCAAAACGAUUAACUGCAAUAUAUAUUUUGAUCAUAUUAGGUAAUUUCGUAGCUUUUAUUUAAGGAAAAAAAUAAAAAAAUAUCAUUUUAUACAUUAAUAAUUAAAUUAUGAUUAGUAUAAUGAAAACUACAGUAUAUGUUUAGAUAUAUCAAUUUAAUUUUCUAGUAAUUCUAAGAAUUAUUCUUGUAAUGACAUGUGUUAUAGGUAAAAAAUGUUAAUUUUUUUAAUAUAUAAAAUUGUAAUUCCUUUUUUAAUAUAUAAAAUGGUAAUUUUUUUUUUAAUAUAUAAAAUGGAUAGACUAUUCCCAUAUGAAACAAUUCAGUGCACAUUUUUUCUAUGCGAAUCAAUGCAUAUGCUUGAAAGAUUAAUAUUAAAAUUAUCUUUAACGAAUUUGAAUAAAAUUAAACGAACACAAAUGCUUCGUGGAGCAUAAAUGAAUAAUUAAGAACCCACAAAAAGAAUCAAUAUUUUCUUUGAUUAUGACAAAGCAGCAAAACAACACUAACUGCAUUAUUUUUGUCUACAACUCCAACAAGGGAGGUGGGUUGGACCCUGUUCAUAAAAGUGUUUUGGAUAUUUAUUACAGUGUCACAAGUUAGUGACACUGAAUACGGACGAGUGACGACUGACGACUGACUAAAUAGCUAAAGGUCCUGUUAAGGGCAUGGCAUGAUUAACUUCGGUUUCUUAGCCGGAGUUCUUAAUUCUUGAUUUAACAUUUUUUUGUUUUUUAUUUUUUUACACUUUUCGGCUAAGAGACAGCUCUUAUAUAUAUUUUAUUUAAAAGACGGUUUUUAGAUUUUCUUAGUUAAAAUAUAAGAAUAGUUAAGAACCGUCUCUUAUCCGAAACUAAAAAUUCUAAUUAAAAGAUUGAAGUUAAUCAUGGUCUAAAAGCAUCAUUAUCUACCUUAACUAUUAUGCACAUAUUAUAUUACUAUUAUUAAGUAAUUUAAAUAAAGUUUAAACAAAAAUGAACCAUUGAAAUGGUAACACAUAUGAAAAAGUUUCUCUAGCUACUGUUAUAAGUUUUUUCUUGCCGGUACGUCUCUCCACUUUUUCUUGCUUCUCUCCUCGUUUUUUUAUUUCUUUUUAUUAUUUUAUAAGAAUAGAGCUCCUAUCAUGAGAUAUCAUAGUAUUCACUCAACAUUGCAUUUCCAAAAAUUGUGUUUAUUUUUAUUUUUAUUUUUGAGAAAAAAUGUGUUUAUUUAUUGUACCCAACUUUUGGGGUUUCUUACCGAACCCAACGGUUUUCUUUUAUUUUUCCUUGUUCUCACACAUAUACCUAUCCUUCUUAGCUAACAAUAAAGCAAUACAAAAAAAAAGAGAAAUCAGUAAUUUUAACUUUUAGGUUUUAUUUUUAUGAGUCUUAGAUAUUUUAUUCUAUUUUUUAAAAGUAUUCUUUAAGAGUAUCCUCUUUCAAUAAAUAAAACAGCAAGUAAAGGAAAAUUAUAUGAAGAUUAUGCUACUUAUGUUAUCAUUAAGAACAUUCACCAAGUUUUCAUAUACGUUAUUAUGUUGAAAAUUUAGUCUGCUACGCGAAUCAACUUUGAAGAAAACAAAAAAAAGAUCAAAACGAAUUGAGGCAAAUACCUCUUUAAGAUUUCUUAUUAUGUGAAUUGAAUAAUCUUAUAAACUCUUAGAUCUGUAUUUAUAACAGCUUUAAAAACCCGAUUUUCAUUCUCUAUAGGAAUACAUACUUAUUUAUAGAAAAUAAAUUUCGCUUUUACUUAUACAAUUUAAGACACAUCCAGAUGCAACAAUAUAUUGUGCGCAUGAUAGAAAUACGACUAAAAAAAAUAAACUAUCUAUCUAUUAUUUUUUUUUGAUGUUCGAUUCUUUUCAUUUUAUAUUUUUUUUUCAUUAUAUACUGUUCAACUGACAUAGACAUACCAAUCAAAUAUAUCUAAUGUACUUUAUAUUUCACAAAAAGUGAUUCAUGAACCUAAAUAUGUUUCAACUGAAGUGGUUUUUAUAUUUUUAGUGUAGGACUAAAAUUCCUUAUACCAUUAUAAUUUUGAAGUGUUUUUGAUUAUUAGGUGAAUUGUUUUAACUUAUAAAAUAAAUAAUAUUUUGUGAUUUAAUCUGUAUGCAGCUUUUUGACACAUUAUUUGCUGUGAAGUAGAAAGAGUAUAUAAUUAGUUAAUUCUUCUUCACCUCCAAAUUCUCGUAGCUUACCAAUUCUUCUUCGACUCCACGUGCACGUCUUUACUAGUGUUUUACUGAUUAAAACUAAAUAAAUGGAAUAAGAAGUAUGGAAUAAGAGAAUGGAAUGUAGUUAAAAAAUGAAAUAGAUUCGUUCCAUUUAUUUCAUAUCAAAAUUGUUUUGAAAUAUUUUGUUUUGUAUUUUGUUUAGAUUGUUUUUUGAAUUAAUUGAAUGAACAUUUCAUGUUAACAAUUCACGUUAACCGGUAAAUUCUGUUAUAGAAUCAAUAAAAUUGAUCAUUCUAAAUCAUUCCCAAAAAAUGAGUAAUCCAGUUGCAACCUGAAAUCUUUUUCAAUAUACAUUUUUUUUUUGGACAUACCAAUUCAACUGUUUUUGUUCUUACAUGCUACACCUGUACGUCCUUCUUAACUUACCAAAAGACAAAAAGAGAGCAGAAACAAAAUGUUCACCUGACUACUAAACAAUUGUCUAUCUGUUCUAAUACUUUACGCCUAGGACGUGUUUCGAGUAAAAAACAAACAAACAAUCCUAUGGGAUAUCCUCAUUCCUCAUCACAAUAAAUAAACACCGUAGAACAUUAAAGAAAAAAUACAUGAUCAAGUUCAAGAUCCAGUCUGUCAUAAAUACUUUUCUAUAGUUACAAAAGAAAAAAACUUUUCUAUAAAUACCAUAACGUGGAAGUAUCAAUCUCAUAAUUUCCACGACGCAAUCACUAACAAUCUCCUUAGAGGAGAAAACAAGAAGAUGAUGUUUUACUAUGUGAUUGUUCUCCCGUUGGCUCUCUUUCUCUUAGCUUACAAAUUCAUAUUCACCUCCAAAACGCAGCGUUUCAACCUCCCGCCUUCUCCGCCUUACUCUCUCCCCAUCCUCGGCCACCACCACCUCCUCAAACCCCCGGUUCACCGCCUCUUCCAACGCCUCUCGAAAACCCACGGCCCAAUAUUCUCCCUGAGAUUCGGCUCCCGCCGCACCGUCGUGAUCUCCUCCUCCUCACUCGCAACAGAAUGCUUCACGGGCCAAAACGACGUCCUUCUAUCAAACCGCCCUUGUUUCCUAACUGCAAAGUACGUCGCAUACAACUACACAACCGUCGGAACCUCUCCUUACGGCGACCACUGGCGCAACCUCCGCCGCAUAUGCUCCCUCGAAAUCCUCUCCUCGAACCGUCUCACCAACUUCCUCCACAUCCGUAAAGACGAGAUCCGCCGCAUGCUCACGCGCCUCUCACGUGAGGUGGCCAACAAAGAGAUCGAGCUGGAACCGCUCUUGUCCGACCUAACGUUCAACAACAUCGUGAGGAUGGUCACGGGGAAGAGAUAUUACGGAGACGAGGUCCAUAACGAGGAAGAAGCGAAUCUUUUCAAGAAACUCGUCGCCGACGUUAACGAUUGUAGCGGUGCGAGGCAUCCCGGAGAUUACUUGCCUUUCCUCAAAAUAUUCGGAGGGAGCUUUGAGAAGAAAGUGAAAGCUGUUGGAGAAGCCAUGGAUGAUAUCUUGCAGCGUUUGCUCGAUGAGUGUAGAAGAGACAAAGACGGUAACACUAUGGUCAACCAUUUGCUCACGUUGCAACAACAAGAGCCAGAGUAUUACACUGACGUCACUAUCAAAGGCCUUAUGCUGGGCAUGAUGAUCGCCGGAACAGAUACCUCCGCUGUGACACUAGAGUGGGCGAUGGCGUGUUUAUUAAAUCAUCCAGAGUCAAUGGAAAAAGCAAAACAGGAGAUCCACGAGAAAAUCGGACAAGACCGUUUGAUCGACGAACCAGACCUAGCGAACUUGCCUUACCUUCAAAACAUAGUGUCGGAAACAUUUCGGCUAUACCCUGCCGCACCGCUUUUGGUGCCGAGAUCACCGAUGGAAGAUAUCAAAGUCGGAGGAUACGACGUGCCACGUGGCACAAUGGUAAUGGUGAACGCAUGGGCUAUACACAGAGAUCCAAGUCUCUGGAGCGAACCGGAGAAGUUUAAACCGGAAAGGUUUAACAGCGGAGGAGAAGACGUUCAUAAGCUGAUGCCGUUUGGUAAUGGAAGGAGAUCGUGUCCUGGAGCAGGACUAGGGCAAAGGAUCGUGACGUUGGCGUUAGGAUCAUUGAUUCAGUGCUUUGACUGGGAAAAAGUCAACGGCGAAAAGAUCGAUAUGACGGAAACUCCGGGGAUGGCAAUGCGUAAGAAAGAGCCUUUACGUGCCUUGUGUCGUUCUCGGCCCAUUAUGAAUAAACUUCGGGCCCAUUUAGAAGGUGCAUGAAUGCUCGAACGAAUGGAAUAAUCUGCGUUUUGCCAUGUUAGAAUGCUCUCUAAUGCAUUGAAAAUUUUGUUGGUUUAAGGUGCUGUGCACACAAAAUGCUUCUUUUAUUAUGAGUUUUGAUACUAAAAACUCUUCUGUGUUCUCUUAUAUUUGUAUUCUUAUUCUUUUUUUGUUCUUUGGUGUUGGGAUGCUAUGUUUCUGAGCUAGCUAUUUAUAUAUUUUAAUAAAAAAAUCUUUUAUGGUGAUACAUUCAGAGUUGAGCCUUUCUUUUACAUUUUUCCUUAGAAAAGAAUCCGAAAUAGUAAAGAAGUAUGUACAAAAAUCGUGGAUCCAAGUGAAAAUGCAUUGUUGGUACCCCUCUCUGGCUCUCUAUGCCAACUUGUUUUUGCCAUCUUUAGUUUAGGCUAAGUUAAUCAAAAUUCUACGAGCCCAUGCAUGUAAAAGUUAGGAUAAGAUAUAUUAAACAUUUAACCUAAUGUUGCUUGUAAAGUUUUGUUUAGAAUAAUAUUUUUUAAAAAUCUUAUGGAACGGAAGAAAUAUUUAAAUUCUACGCAAUGAAUAAUCUAGUGGGUAUCUGGGAAUGUUUUUAACGAAAUGUAGAAUGUUUACUUUAGUAUCCAAGUUCGUUUGAUCGUUUUCUCAUUUAUUCUCGAACAUGUUCCCUUUCGGUGUCAUAUCUCAUAAUCAAAAAAUAAUUUUUACGAGGCUUUAGUGUUAGUAACUCUAGCUUAAACCUAACAAAUUGGUAUCAAAAGAAGCAAGGGUCCAUCAAUUCACUCGUCACGCCUUCUUAAAGAUUACAAUGGAAUUUUUUUUUGACGGAAAAAGUGAUUUAUAUCUAGAAAAAGAAUAUGUUGGCACAUUUCUGAAGUCUUGGGAUUUGCUAUGUGGUUUGAAAAAGAAGGAUAAUAUGAAGUUGCAGAAACGACUACAAAGUUGGUGGGGAAACCAUCUAGCAAACUCUUUGGAACAAAGGAAAGGCUAGAUCUACCAUUAUUUUUGACAUCUGUUUUAAGACCCAGUUAGUAAAAUAAGGGUGUUGGAUUCUCUUCAUGUAAAAGUCAGUCAAACUAGGAUUCUCGGCAUCAAAUUCUCAAUCAAGAUUUGAUUUCACCAAAUUCAAGCCCUCUCUUCCGUUAAAUAUUGCGGUUUUCUGCUACAUCCUCGAAGGUAGUAAACCGGUUCUUACGGUAAAAAGAUUUCAUCACUAUUGAUUAGGGUCGACUCCCGUAUCUGGUCUCAUUGGUACGAUUCCCCUUCAUAGUCCAUUCCCACAAAGAUCGAAUGGAGUAUGAUGUUUUGGGUUCUAGAGUUUGUCUUUUGGGCUGCUUGGGUUAUAGGUUUGGUGUUGGACUUUUGGGCUAUUUAAAAAGAUUAUUCUCUUUGAUUUUCUCCUUUCAGAAUUAUGCUUUGUAGACUUAAUAGUCUGUGUUAAAAAAGACCCUUAAUAGUCAAUAGAUAUUUGAAACUUGUUGACCCAAUGUCGAAUUUGAUGAUUUUUUAAUUAUUUUCCUAAAUGAAAUGGUAAGCAAUUCUAUUUGAGAAAAUUUGAUUCCUAAUUUGGAUUUACAGGAUAAUUUUUUGAAAUGAAAAUUAGUAAACACCCAUUACUUAGGUUAGACUAGAUCUUUUUCAACUAUUUCUAUUACACUAAUAUACCUGCUGUGUUAUUAUAUUCUGAGAUUUUUGUUUUGUUCAAAAUAUAUCCUGAGAUUAGAAUUGCUAAACUAAAUGAUGCAGUCUUGUUGUCCAAAAAAAAAUGACGCAGUCUUGUUUAUCAGUUUGAUAACCUUUUAUAAGGAUUCUAACUGGAGCUUAACUUUGAUCGCUAGCCGUGUUAUAUUGAUGGAUUAGUUGCAUACUCAAAUACUUUUUCCAUUCCAAUAUGAUACAUAUUUUAGACUUUCACACAUAUUAAUAAUACAUGUAAUAAAUGCAUAAUUUUUUGUGAUUAUAUUUUUCUAAUCAAUCUAAACCAAUAAUAAUUUAAUAAGUACAAUUAAUUUUUUAAAAAAAUUGUAUUAAUCAUUAUUAAUUGACAAAAUAUGCAUUGAAAAUACAAAAAAAGAAUCUUUAAAUCUAGAAAGCGUUUGUGGUCUCCACGGUUAUUAAAAAAAAAAUCUUCCUACCAGACUUUUUUUUACAUCUCUUACUAAACAAAAGUAACAACACCUCUUACCAAAAAAGAAGAAGAAGAAAGCAACAACACUUCGACUGCAGCGAGUAUCAGUAUUCUAUGUGUAUUAUCCGCACGUUUCCCAUGCAAGAUUCAGAUCUGUCAACUAUCUCUACUCUAACUAACCAUACACAGUUACACAAAACAACGAAGAUUUCAACUUUUAUGUCUAAUAAAGAAAAUUGGUGUAUAACAUGGAUGGACCAUUUCAUUUAUCAUUAAUUAGUUUAAGAUUAGAAGUCCAUCUAAACUAACAUGGUGAAAUUUUAAUUUUACGUCAAACAAAAAUGAUUGGCGUACAAGAAACAAAUUUUCCACAUCGAUAGUUAGAAAUAAUCUUUACUAAUAUAUAAGAUAGAUAGACUACUAAUUAAUACCCGUUAUGUUUUGAUUUUGGGAAAUUUUUGUCGGGCUUGUAAUUGAACCUCAAUAUCCGUUAUCGGGAUGAUUAAUAUAUAUUUUUAAUUUUUUUUAAAUAAAAAAAAAGAUAGAUAAACCACUACAUUUAUCACUGAUUGAUUUUAGGUUGAAAAUUCAUCAGACUUAACAUGAUGCACAUUUUAAUAAAACUACUAUUUAUGUUUAUUUUUUCAAAUUAACUUUUCAAUUUCUUUUAGACCUCAAAAUCAGUCUCUAAUAAGUAGUGCAAACUAUAAUUUUUGACACACUUGCAUUGCUUUGGAAAUAUUAUUGCAUUCAGUAGUUAAGAAGAUAUAAUAUAAUAUUAAUAUAUUAUGAAUAUAUUAUUAAGGAGCUUUGUUCGUAUUCUCUCAAAGAGAGAGAAAAAGCAAAAAACGUAGUGGGUCAGCUGACCAUGCUACCUCGUGUGUGUGUCUGCGCCCCUGGCUAAGCUUCGAUAUCGGGAACACGUGAUUUACGUGUUGUGACUUGUGAGGUAUGAUAGCAAAAUUUAGUGUUACAAAAAAAGAGAGGUAUGAUAGCAUAAUUUAUAAUAACAUUAAAAUCUAGUCUACAUCGCUAAAUGGUUGGUUAGUUGGAGAAGAGUAAGAUGAUCCUGUGAAUAUCCAUUUCUUUGAAGUAAAAGCCGAUUGGAAUCAGUUAAAAAAAAAAUAUAGUAUCAAUAAACAAAAAAUAGAUGGUUCCGAGAGCAUUAUCAAUGAUGAAAUACCCAUUAGAAAUAUCUCACAAGUAUAAUAUUAAUAGUUUUAAUUUCAUUAGCUAAAUAAUUAAAUUUAAGAAUAAAAAGUUUUGUUAUAGUAUCUAGUGGAAUUUCUGAAAGAAGAACCGAUUUUAGUAUAUUUCUUCAUUUUUAUUUCUAAAUAUAUUAAUAUCUAGAUAUUUGGUGAAAAUUUUAGUCGUGAAUGUUUUAGAAAUUAUUUGUGUAUUGUAUCAAAUAAAACAAAGAUAAAAUGGUCAAAAAUAAUGUAAAAGUGGUAGUUUAUUGUAAAAGAUUUAUGAUAUAAUAUAAAUCUUCUGAAUUUGAUUUUUACUAGAAACAAAAAAGUUACUAUUUGAUUAGUCUAAAUUUUGGCUUCGCCUCAUACACUAUAAAGUAUAAACAAUGCGGCUAUCAUUUAGGAUUAGUCAAAAUAAUGUUUCAAACUUGGAUUAUACAAUAAUAUACUUGUUGAUAAAAAAAACUUCGUUCAGUUUGUAAUCGAAACCCAUUAGACCAGCUAAUAAAGCAUAUAUAAAAGGUCAGAGAUUUCGUUAUUUACCCUGGUAAAAAUCCUUGCUUUAAAUGGUUUUCUUUCGUCGGCCGAUUUCCUCGUUUUCAUAUAUUAUUAAAAUAUUUAUUUCUUUACUAAUUUGGUAAGUUUUGUGGAGAUUUAUACAUCUUUAAGUGAUUUUGUUGGAUUAAUUCCAAACUGCGAAUUUUAAGAAUUUUUUUUUUGAAAAUCUACGCACUAUUCAUAGCUGACUCCUUCUGGCUUGUACUGUAUAAGAGAAUACUCAGACAUACUCCAUUGUCAUUUGCUUAUUCAGCCGCACAGAACUACUUUUUAUUAAAAGUAUAACUAUAUAACUAUAUCCAUACUCCAUUGUCAUUUGCUUGGGCCGAGGAUUUCCGUCAAGCUUCGUUUAUCUAGUAUUUACCACAUUUUAGUCAGAACUUUUAUCGUUCUUAAUUCACACCAACGACGCAUUAUAUAUUUUUCUUUAUUAUUUUAGUAAAACGUGUACCAUGCUUAUUAAUCGUGAUAAAUUCAAAUGAUUUCAAUAGUUAUCAUGUUAUUAUGAUGAAAAUAAUAUUUACGCCAGUACGGCUUUUACUGAAAGACACCGCAGAAAAUGAAAAGCAAUUUCAAACGUAAAAGGAUAACAUGUUUAAAAACCAAUUUACACC